AUGGAAGUUGAAGUAAUCUCCCUAGAGACCGUAACACCCUCAGCCCCAACCCCUCACCAUCUCCCCCGUCACCAACUCUCCUUUCUCGACCAGUUUGCUCCCCACGUCUACAUCGGUUUCCUCUACUUCUACUCCCUCCCCAACACCCACAGCCACUCUCAAAUCUCCACCCACCUCAAGAGAUCUCUCUCCAAAACCUUAACUCACUACUACCCUCUAGCCGGCCGAGUCCGAUUCAACCUCUUCGUGGAUUGCAACGACCAUGGAAUCCCCUUCCACCAAGCUCGAGUCAAAUCCCACUCACUCUCUGAUGCCAUCACCAAUCCCUCCCUCUCCGAACUGAACAGCUUGCUGCCUUUCAAGCUCGACGAGCUGACAGAGAUACCUCUCGGAGUUCAACUCAAUCUGUUUCCGUGUGGAGGAGUUGCUGUUGGGGUGUGCGUUUCGCAUAGACUCGCAGAUGCCUUGUCUUAUUUCACAUUUGUUAGGAACUGGGCUGCAACUGCUUGUGGAGAUGCAGACGUGGAUGUGGACUUCUCAGCAGCCUCGAUCUUCCCACCGAAGAAUAUGGAAGGGUAUAAUGGAGUUCCUAUUCCGAAAAGGAAUGACGUUGUGAGCAAGAGGUUUGUGUUUGAUGGGUUGAAGAUUGAAGCUUUACGAGCAACGUAUGAAGAGAGCAUCAGACUGAAAAUGGAGAUGAAGAGACGGCCGUCUCGCGUUGAGGCAUUGUCUGCUUUCUUGUGGAACAGGUUUAAGGCCGCGGCUGCAAAAGAAGAAGAACAAUCGAGUUUGAGAAGGUUGUACACGGUUGUGUAUAUAAUGGAUCUUCGGUCGAGGUUUGAACCACCUCUCCAGCAGAAUAGCUUUGGCAACUAUUACCGGGCAGCAACUGCGACGCCAACAUUGGUUGAUGGGGAGGAGAGUGGUGGCCUUGUGAGGGAGGUGAUUGAGGAAAUAGACAAGAUUGACAAUAAGUAUAUGAGGAAAUUUCAAGAUGGCUAUAAGGAGCAUUUGGAUUUCAUGAGGAGAAGGAUGGAGAGGGCUGCAAAAGGAGAGCUGAUUACACUAACGUUUUCGAGUGUGUGCAGGUUUCCAAUCUAUGAGGCUGAUUUUGGUUGGGGGAAGCCUGUGUGGGUGAAUAUGGCUUCCAUGAAAAUCAGCAACCAGAUAAUUUUCAUGGACACCAAAACGGGUGAUGGAAUAGAGUCAUAUUUUAACUUCAAGGAGGAAGACAUGGCCAAGUUCGAGCGCGACUCAGAGUUCCUCCAGUUGCUUUCUCCAAAUGGUAAUGUUGAGCAAAAUCCAUUAGCACGCCUUUAG
Molecule: messenger RNA, 1320 nt
Organism: Fragaria vesca subsp. vesca
Lineage: Eukaryota; Viridiplantae; Streptophyta; Magnoliopsida; Rosales; Rosaceae
Product: vinorine synthase-like
Exons: 1
Coding region: 1-1320 (439 amino acids)
Source: RefSeq, a predicted model, not a curated record